UUAUAUUCGAUUCGAUAUGAUCCAAUCCAAACAUCAAUUUGAUUCGAUGCGUUAUGUAGGACCAACCCAUUGUACACAGAUAGUCAUUAUGAUAAUUUGAAAGUAAAAUUGUAACUUAAGGGACUGUGAGGGUAGUGAUGGCAAUGUGAACCCUCCCCACGAAUAAUACACGACAUGACCCGCGAUGAGGCAGGUAUUACUCGACCCGCAGUUGCAUGGGACGGGACAUGGAUAUCUACUUCCGACCCAUCCUGCCUCGCCCCAUUCUUGGCCCAUUUUAUCACAAUUUCUUACAGCAUCUAUGCAUAUUUCUCCUAUUUUUACUUUUCUUCUACUAAUUAGAGUCAAUCUUUCAAUAUGUUAGACUCAAUUAUCCAUUCUAUUAUCACUAUUUUUCAAUCAUAAAGUGUUUUCCCCUUCGUUUUAUCGUAUAAAAUAAAAUGUGCAUGUAAUUUUUUCAAAUAACAUGUAAGAGUGGGUCGACUCACCUCGCUCCGCACCUGCGCGGAUUUUAUCCGCCUUGACCCACAAUAGCGUGGAGCAGAGCAUGGGUAUUGUGGUACACGCCCGCUCAGUCCAUUGCCAUCACUAUGAGGGCUUGUAACUUAAAGGGAUAGAGUACGGGCCUGGACUACAGAUUGAGUAGGCUGCCCACAAUUUGGGCCAGACCUAAAACGUUGGUCUAUUUGAGAAUCUACUAAGCCCAAAGCCAAAUUUCAUGAUUCACCAUACUCCGUUCCCAAAAUUGCAGCAUAAAGAACCCGCUCCUUUCUCCCUCCAACGUCUUUCUUCUUCUUCUUCUUCUUCUUCCAGCCAUGUCUAUACCUUCACUACACACUUUCCUUCCUCGCCCCUCACUAUCACAAUACCAUCUCGCCGUUAGGUAAGCUUUUUGCUCGAUUCCUUCCUCCCAGCCACUCAAAUUUGAUCGUCCCUUCCUAUUUGAUCUUUGCAUUCCGUAGUUUCCUAUUGCAAUUUCUGCUCAUUUCCCUUUUGCAUGCAUGCCACUUGAGCUGGGUUAGGGUUCUUCUGAACUGACGAUUCAAUCAAUUGCGUCUCGGAAAUGCUCGAUUUUUUGCUCAUUCAUGGUUUUUGUUUUCUUUUCUGCUUUCGUCUAGGUUGUUUUAGGGCUUGCUGGUGUCUCAUUUGGUGAGUCUUUUCUUUGGGGAAAGCUUGAAAAAUGGGGUUUGUGGACAACAUGAUGCAAGCUAAAUCGACGAACGUGGUGUCAUCGUCCGGCAGCAGUGCUCCCCGCGGCUGUGUUAGUGGUCGUGGCGAUGGUGGUGGUGCUAAGUUUAAGGCGCCGAGGGUUUGGUGUGUCAGGCGUUAUCCGCCAAAUUGUGGGCCUCGCAGUCUUCCCAGACCAGGUGGGUUAGCAGGAGUCUCUAAUGUUGGCAAUGGUGAUAAUGAUCCCGGUGGACUUUCUGCAAAUAAGAUUGAAUCUCUGGAUUUAGGACCAGAUGAUAACUUGGGAUUGUCAAGUUCUGGCGUUAUAAAUCCACUGCUCUUGGAGAGAUGCAGUAAUGAUGUUCGUGAUGAUUUUGCUGGACAUCCUGCGGCUAAGAUUGAAUCCCGUGAUUUAAGAAUGUCUGAAAAUUUGGGCGGGACAGAUAUAACUGGGGAAAUGCAUGAUGUCAAAUCCAAGUUGGAGAGUCCUACAGUGUCACCUGAUCAUAUGAAUGGACGCUUAGCAGAUAUGCCGGAAUCUGUUGGUACUUCACUAUCAGAGUCGCGGAAUGUUGCAGCGAUGAGUGGACCAGUAGAAGCUCUAAAGGAUGAUGUUAUUGGUUCACCACAAGAUUCCUCCAACGAAGAUGUUAGUGGUUCAUUCAAAGCAUCUACCACGCAUAAAUAUCCUCUGAGGAGAAAAUUUUCAGCUGUUAGGCGCUUCCCACCAAACUGUGGAAGAAAUGUUAAACCUCCUACUAAGCAAGAACAAGAGAAAGUUGUUGUUCUGGAAGAGGUUAAAGAUGUUAGUAUGGAUGGCGGAGCUCACAAGGGCAGGUCUGAAAGCAAUGUCCUGGAACAGAAGCCUGUGAAGAUUCGUUUGAAAGUGAAAUAUUCUAGUGAGAAAGCAACAAAGAGUGGAGAUGAUGUUGAAAUUUUUUCUGGGAAGGUUGCAAGGGUUGGUCAAGAAUGUGGACUUGAUAGAGGCAUUCGGUUGCCUUAUCAGAUUGGGGAAAGGUCCAAGGUAGUCCAUAUGUCUCAUAACAAAGGAGAACUGAAGGGGCACUUGCAGAAGGUUGCUUCCGAAAGACACAGUACAAAGCUAACUGUCCCUAAAGAGUUUGAUGAUCUCAAGGUUGCACCAAAAAGGGCGGUGGUGUUUGGUCAUAUGGCCUCAACUGGCCAUUCCUCGACCAAGGGUAAUAACCUACUCAGUGAUGGAAGUCAAAGGAGCAAUAGUAACAAAAAACAAAUUACAGCACAAGAACAAAGAAAACCAGUUGCCUCGUCCAAGGUAAAACCAUCUUGUAAACCCACAAGACAUGAAUUUUCUAGGGCGGAUGAUAAACUGGAUGAUACAGAGGAUAAUGAGAAAUGUGUUGGUUCCCAAUUAGUUAGGAGGAGGACUAAUUUAAGUGUUAACCUGACUCCUUUCGGAACUACCACUCCCAAAGGCACCAACAGUGCCAGAAAAAAGGUGAGGGAAGUAUUACGCUUAUUCCACAUUAUUUGUAGGAAGUUGGUUCAUGAAGCAGAAACUAACCCCAACAAAAGAAAAAUUCUCAAGCGCGUUGAUUGUCUGGCCGCCAAAGAGCUGAAAAGUAGAGGAAUGUGCCUCAAUGAAGGCCGGCGUAUCAUUGGAGCUUUUCCAGGAGUUGAAGUUGGUGAUGAGUUUCUGUUCCGGUUUGAGCUUAACAUCAUUGGUUUUCAUCGCCACACUCAAGCUGGUAUUGAUUGUAUGCAGCAAGGUCAAGAUUUAUUAGCAGUCAGCAUUGUAGCAUCAGGUGGAUAUGAGGAUAACUUAGAUAGCUCAGAUGUCUUAGAUUACACAGGGCAAGGUGGGAACUCUAGAGAUAAGGAAGCUGAAGAUCAGAAGCUUGAAAAAGGUAAUCUUGCUUUGAAGAAUAGCAUCAAGGCAAAGAACCCUGUAAGAGUGAUUCGCGCAGAAAUGAAAUUGUCGAAGGUUUAUGUAUAUGAUGGUUUAUACACUGUGGAAAAGUAUUGGCAAGAGCCAGGGCCACAUGGUAAGCUAGUUUUCAAGUUUCGGAUGGUUCGAGUUCCGGGUCAACCAGAGCUAGCUUGGAAACAGGUGAAGAAGUCUAAAAAAUCCAAAGUCCGGGAGGGUUUGUGUGUCGGUGAUAUUUCACAAGGUAAAGAGUUGAUUCCUAUAUGUGCUGUGAACACAAUAGAUAAUGAGAAGCCACCAGCAUUCAAGUACAUCACCCAAAUGAUAUAUCCGAAAAGCCUCACCCCUCCUGGUGGUUGCAACUGUAGAAAUGGGUGCACUGAGUCAGGUUCAUGCGCUUGUGUGGCGAAGAACGAUGAACAUAUUCCAUACAAUCAUAAUGGAGCAAUUGUUGAAGCGAAGGAUCUUGUCUAUGAGUGUGGCCCUUCAUGCAAAUGUCCACCUUCUUGCUACAACAGAGUCAGCCAGCAUGGAAUUAAAUUCCAGCUCGAGAUUUUCAAGACUCAUUCAAGGGGUUGGGGUGUUCGAUCCUUGAACUCGAUUUCUUCCGGAAGUUUCAUUUGUGAGUAUGUCGGAGAACUUCUUGAAGACAAUGAGGCCGAGCAAAGGACUAAUGAUGAAUAUCUGUUUGAUAUUGGAGGACGUGGUGAUGAAGAAGAUGUGCAGGACUCUAACUUCACAAUUGAUGCUGCAGAGUUUGGUAAUGUGGGGAGGUUCAUCAACCAUAGUUGCUCCCCAAAUCUUUAUGCCCAGAAUGUGCUGUAUGAUCAUGGGAACCGGAAGUUUCCUCAUAUAAUGUUAUUUGCUGCUGAGAACAUUCCUCCUUUGAGAGAAUUGACUUACCACUAUAAUUAUCAGAUAGAUCAAGUUUAUGAUUCGUAUGGCAAUAUCAAGAGGAAGAAUUGCUACUGUGGUUCUGCAGAGUGCACAGGUCGGAUGUAUUAAUGCCGAUAUGUUAUGGAGAUUCUGAAAGUAGCAGCUGCCGGGUUUUGCUAGCUCAGUAAUUGUAAGUUGUUGCUGUGAUUAUUUUCCCCCACUCCUUAGUCCUCAUAAAAUUUUGAUGAUCUGUGGGCUUCCUGAAGUCCGCGUUCUGUGUAUUCUUCUUAUUUAUGGCCGAGUACUUAGAUGUUUAACGAUGCAAAUGUCUAUAGGGAUUACAAAAGCCAAAGAAUCUCCAUGCUGUUGAUAUCUCUGCCGGCUGUUAUUCUCUGGUCUACUUGGUUGAUCAUGUAACUAACAGUGUGCAUGUUUACGACGGUCUCUGGCUUUGUGAAGAACUGAAUUGUAGCCCCCUUUUCUUUACACAAGUUAGAUACGAAAAUGACUGCGAAUUUCAGUUUUCCCUAUGACGAAAUGCUUGAGUUUAAACUUCUAUGCUAAUUAUUUGUCAAAAUAAUUUUCAUGUCAUUGUGCCUAUGAGAUACACUUUUUAAUUGGACUUCUUUGCUAGCUGUAUAUAGUUUAAUAUAGGUCUUCUUGAUGUAAAUAGUCACUGUCACUUGAAUAUCCUCAUAAUAUGCUUUUACCUUCUUUUUCUUGAUUUUCAUUUCAAUCUGAAUGCAUAAGUUUGAGCCCGCUUGGUGUGUUGCAUCAAUGAAGUCUCCAAAACUUAGGUUCUCCUGAUACUUUACAUAAUCUGGAACUUUUAGAGCCUUCUGAUGCAUGCCUAUGCGAGUGGGAGUAAAAAACUCGUGAAUUAGUUUCUCGUCUAUUCUUUUCGCAACUACCAGCUUUAUUCAUCUGCCUACAUGUGGGAUCUGUAGCAACGUAGUAGCAAACAUUUCGAAUCACUGACGUAGUUUUCUUUUCAUUGAUGACGCAAGAUAUUUACCAAAGGAAGUAUUUUUCAGCCAUAAUAAUUAUGGAAGAUCUCUCAAGCAAGCUUGACGUGGGAAUCAUAACCAGCACCAGGCUUCCACGAACUCGGUAAGGCCUUAUUUGCUUCUACCCAUUUCUGUUCCCCAUUGCUAGUCCCAACUUUGACCUUUACUUUUAGAGCACCCGAUGGCGGAUUAGGCAAGUCCCAAACUCCACCCCACGCCUUGUUCAUACUUUUCCAUUCCUCACCACCCUCCUGCAUUCCACAAAAACCAAAAUUAAGUUGCGAUGCAUGU
Molecule: messenger RNA, 5247 nt
Organism: Linum trigynum
Lineage: Eukaryota; Viridiplantae; Streptophyta; Magnoliopsida; Malpighiales; Linaceae
Source: the annotation of a GenBank genome assembly